ACGGCGCGGUACCAUCCCUGGCCCAUCCGCGACUACUGUCUCUACGGCGGGUGCACCCAGGACGGCCGCUUGCAUCGCCAAUUCUUCGACCAAGAGCCAGUGCCUGACCCUCUAUCGGCCGCAAAAUGUCUGCCAAAUUCUUCUGCCUUGCUGCCCUGGCGCUCGUUCUCUGCGCACAGACAGGAUACGCGAUCCAGUGCUUCGUAUGCAACAGCAACACUGACAAGGCGUGCAUGGAAGACGUACCCCCUGAGUCGCUUCAGCAGGACUGCAAAAACGCCCCCGAUGGAGCCACUUACUCUAUGUGCCGCAAAAUUGUCCAGCACAUUGAUUUCGAGGUCAAUGGACUGCCUGCUGAUCACCGCGUCAUCCGUUCCUGUGGCUAUGACACCUCCAACUACGUGGACAAAUGCUACCAGAGGGCUGGAUUUGGCGGUCGUCAAGAAGUGUGUUCUUGCACGGUAGAUUUCUGCAACUCGGCACCAGGCAUCAGCUCUAUGUCAGUGAUGUUGACGGUGGCCGUGGCCGCCUUGGCCCGUUUCUUCCUUUACUAAGGGAUCGUCGCGAGAGCUGUUCUUGUACUUGAUUCCAUUCACACACAAACAAAGAUGACCAUCUCAAGAUAUUUGAAAUAUUCUUCCACCAUCCGUCGCCAGCUCUUACGCGCCAUUCGUUUCAAAUGAAAUCCUUAUCUUUGGGGUUAUAGUUUAUGAUGCAGCUAAAAUAGAACUUGAGCUUGAGAUCUGAAGCAACAUUUACUCCGCAUCACACACAAUUCUCAGAUUUUUAUUGCGCAUGUUUAGAGAUGAAAUAUUUAGCAGGAAUUAAAACACACCCUUCCACUCUUUUUAGAGACGAGUAAUUUAAACAUAAAGACACCACUGAACGUAACUUUAGUAAGUUGAGAGAUUCCACUGUGUUAGUGUGUAAAUAAAGAUUUAAAAGUAAAAGAAGGUAUGAUUUUUUGCGAUUUUUGCCUGGUAAUAAUAUAUAUAAAAAAACGGGAUAAAUGUGCUGCUGGUGUACGCAUGUCAUAAGUAUGUUUCUUGGUGCCAAAAAUCGCAACGUUGCUUCUUUUACGCAGCUCAACGGAGGGUAAUAAAAGCUUUUUGUGAAUGUCAAGCGGGUAUAUCAGCACAUAAAUUAUGCUAAUUGAAGGACGGAGGAAGUAAAAUUUACAGAAGAGGCAUCAAGCAUCACAAACUUAGGGCUGAAUUAAAAAAAAAUGAGUUGUAGGCUUACCGUUGCUUUGGAAAAAAUGAAUAUGUUAUUGUCGUUUUCACUCUCCUCGCGAGAUGAUAUGAGAAAAUUACAUAAUAUCGUUGUACGAUAAAACUGUUCUUAAGAAGAUUUUAUCUCAAUAAAAUGAUAAAAAUAUUA
This is a messenger RNA of Cloeon dipterum, 1380 nucleotides long. RefSeq lists its product as uncharacterized. The record is from RefSeq and is a predicted model, not a curated record. Bases 126 to 554 code for a protein of 142 amino acids. The transcript has 3 exons. NCBI's taxonomy places the organism in Eukaryota, Metazoa, Arthropoda, Insecta, Ephemeroptera, Baetidae. Gene Ontology annotation, biological process: regulation of synaptic transmission, cholinergic; positive regulation of voltage-gated potassium channel activity; sleep.